Messenger RNA from Bombina bombina (fire-bellied toad), 1232 nucleotides. Its product is annotated as ficolin-1. Lineage: Eukaryota; Metazoa; Chordata; Amphibia; Anura; Bombinatoridae. The coding region runs from base 68 to 1024 and encodes 318 amino acids. The transcript is spliced from 9 exons. The record is from RefSeq and is a predicted model, not a curated record.
CCUACAAAGUCUCCUCACACCAUAAACAAGAGCUGAAGGACAAGAAAGACUGGGGGCAGAUCACAUUAUGAAGACUUCAGCGCUACCAGUAAUCUGCCUGAUCGUCACACUCAGUAUCGCUGAUGAUACCUGCCCAGAUGUGAAGAUUGUGGGAGUUGGCGAUUCAGACAGAUUGACCAUCCUCAGAGGAUGCCCUGGAACCCCGGGGUCUCUUGGGCAGAAGGGAGAACCAGGAUCCUUAGGAGUAAAGGGGCAAAUCGGAUCCACAGGUACUCCAGGAAAAGCUGGACCACCAGGAGAGAAAGGUGAAGCUGGUGCCACAGGAAUUCAAGGUCAAAAAGGCGAGAAAGGCGAAUCCGCCAGAUCAGAUUCAAUCUAUGCUGCAAGGAACUGUAAGGAGCUGCUGGAUCAGGGCACAGUUCUAAGUGACUGGUACACAAUCUACCCAGAUGGAGAACAACCCUUAAAGGUGCUGUGUGAUUUGCACACGGAUGGAGGAGGCUGGAUUGUUUUCCAGAGACGUUGGGACGGCUCAGUAGAUUUCUUCCGUGACUGGGAAUCCUACAAGUGGGGAUUUGGCAGCCGUCUGAACGAGUUCUGGCUGGGGAACGAUAAUCUUCACAAGAUAACGUCGAUAGGAUCCUGGGAACUGCGUGUUGAUCUUCAAGAUUUCAACAACACAAAACAUUUUGCCAAAUACGCAUCCUUUCAAGUUCUGGGAGAGGAUGAGAAGUACAAACUGUUGCUUGGAGACUUCAGGGGUGGUACAGCAGGGGAUUCCAUGACGACACACAACAACAUGAAGUUUACCACCAAAGACCAGGACAAUGAUAAUUUCCCCACUAACUGUGCAGAUUUGUACAAGGGGGCAUGGUGGUAUCAUAGCUGCCACCAUUCAAAUUUGAAUGGACUUUAUAUGCUAGGUCAACAUACCACUUAUGCCAUUGGCAUCAACUGGAACUCUGGCAAGGGAUGGCACUAUUCCUACAAAUAUUCUGAAAUGAAGAUUAGACCAGUGAUCUAAUGGGAAAAAAUGGUGGUUAGUGAAGAAAAGAUAGGGUACUCCUAGGCAAAAUAUACUUGUUAUAUACUUGUUUUGAGCUCCACAAUUUUUUUGCAGAAUUAAUAAAAUAAUUAUUUACUAGUAUUUUAUUGUAUAAAAUAAGCUGUGGUGUAUUUUUAAAUCUUGAUUGCUGGACUUCCGAAAUGGCAUUAAAAUCUGCUGAAAAUUA